AGACUCUCGAGAUUCUCAGGAAAGGACCUCGAGAAAUACGCCCGCACCAGUACGUCAUAAAAGAAGCAUGGGUGGGCCCAACAACGGCCUUAAAUGCAGCACAUAACACAGCUGCAAGACACCGAAUCUCUGCGGGUGCAGACAGACAGACAGACAAAGUAGCUGAUCAGCUCGGCUCUACACACCCACUCUCACCCAUUCUCACCCACCGUACAUCCUUACAGCUCCUAACAUGGCUGGUGCAUAAAGCACUGUACACUCACGCAAUGAAUCAGAAAGGAAAACAACCUUGCACCGCACAGUCACACAUGCAGCCAGUCAGGCGGCCGGGAAAAGCAAUAAUCACAUCCGAUCGAUGAAAGCAACAGCGAUGAGGCCGAGAGCCACCGCCAGCCGCACCCCACCCGCACCAACAGGUAUCGACUCACCACUGGUCGACUCCUCUGACUCCCUCUGCGUCCCGCCAAAGGCCACCUCAUAGACCUCAUCAUCUCCGCCCACCACGCCCGUCCUCUGAUCCUCAUCGGUGCACGGCUGGCACGACCCUCCGCAGUCCACUCCCAGCUCGUUGCCAUUCUGCAGACCGUCGUCACACAACCGGUACUCCUGUGCAUACACACAAUCAUUGGCGCAGCGGGACGGAGAGCGAAAUACACGGGUCGAUCAUACAGUACUGUGUUCUUCUUGUCUGCUGACCGACCUCCACUGUGUCGUAGAUGGGGUGUGUGGGGGGCUUCUCGUUGCUGUCGAGCCGCCCCUGGCCGCCGAAGAUGUACACACUGUCGCCGUAGGCCGCACCGGCGAACCGCAUGCGCUCAGAGGGGAUGGGCCGCAUCUGGGUCCACUCGUCGUCCUUCGGCGAAUAGCUCUCCACGUCGUUGACAGGGACGGACAGCUUCUCGCACUUGGAGGGGUCGGAGUGCUUCUGUUCCCCACCGAUCACCAUGAAAUGACCAUUCAGCGCCACACCACUGCAACCAACCAACACACAAACACACAAACACACACACACACAAGAAAAAGAAUAUGGACAAUUGUGGGUUCGGUUCCUGAGCUGCAUUUCAUUCAUGCAUGUAUUUGUCUGUGUGCGUACGCUUUGUCGGCUCGUGGCGUGUCCAUGGCCUUGAGCUCUCGCCAGUCGUUGUCGGGCGGCGGAUCAAACACCUCCAGCGAGUCCAGGGGGUGGCAGAAGUCGCUUGCAAACCCUCCAAACACAUAGCCCUUCCCGCCGAUGGUCACUGCCGUGAAGUCGCCCCUCGCACUGCCCAUCGGCGGCCCCUUGGUCCACGAACGGUUGCCCGUGUGGAAGAUCUGGUGUGCGUUGAGGGUGGAGUAGUGCCUAUCGUAGCCGCCCACCACAUGGAUGGCCGAGUCGAGUAGGAAGGCCGCCAAGUCGCUGGAGGGGAUCGGCAUGUCGUGGGGCGACGAUAGAGUCUCCCUGAAACGGGGAGAGAAAAUUGCAGCAGAUAUCAUAUGAGCACGGACAGAGGCCGGCCGGCGCAUCCAUCGAUGUGGCAGCCUACCAAGUGCCAGUGGAUGUGUCGUACACGUCCACCUCUGCAAUGAGCUCGUCUGUGGUACUCCGCCCGCCAAUGAGAUAAAGCUGCCCGCCCAGUGCCGCCGCUGCGUGGCGAUAGCGUGGUCGGGGGGCAGACGGCAGGGCGCCCCAGCUGUCCAGAUCUGACGCACGCACGACAGCAUCUCGAUGGAUGGGCGAGUGGCAUAGUUUUUCGUCGGUCAUGCAUUGGUUGCUCACCGGGUGUGUAGGCGUGCACUUCUCGAGUGACGUUGGGGCAGAAGCAGUAGAGGUCUUCACGGUCGGGGCAGACCUGGCCCUCCACGCAGCCGCCCACACACAGAAUGGACUGGUCAACCGUCGUGCAGGUGAAGUCGCUGCAGACAGACAUCACGUCGGUCGCAUUCAUCAUACGCUCUUUGGAUGCUCGGAUCUGUGUGCUGCCUUUGCUUUGUGUGCCCACCUCGUGGGCAUCGGCAUCGGUGUUCUUUUGUUCCAUUUGUCUUUCUGCGCCACUGGAGUCACCGCCAGCAGGGCGACGGUGACAAUUACACCCAGCAACCUCAUCGUUCUUGUGUGCGAGCUUGUGCAGUGCUCUGUAUUUUGCC
Messenger RNA from Vitrella brassicaformis, 2124 nucleotides. NCBI's taxonomy places the organism in Eukaryota, Vitrellaceae. The record is from the annotation of a GenBank genome assembly.